Molecule: messenger RNA, 2359 nt
Organism: Cornus florida
Lineage: Eukaryota; Viridiplantae; Streptophyta; Magnoliopsida; Cornales; Cornaceae
Product: SWR1 complex subunit 2
Exons: 13
Coding region: 1070-2143 (357 amino acids)
Biological process (GO): regulation of DNA-templated transcription; chromatin remodeling
Cellular component (GO): nucleus
Molecular function (GO): ATP-dependent H2AZ histone chaperone activity
Source: RefSeq, a predicted model, not a curated record
UGAAAAGUAGCUUCCAAUCUAGGAUUUUUUUGUGUGUGUCACUGUGUGUGAUGGCUAUCAAAAAUAAACGUGUGCUUUUCUACAUGUGACUUUCAUGGCGAUCGAGUCCAUAAUCUAUGGCAGGCACUUUUUUUUUUUUUUUCCUCCCCCUAAUUCCACUCCAAUCUCACAACAGCAGCAAUCAUACCCCUUUCCCUCAUAAGUUUUUGCAUUUUCACAUUCAAUCCUACGAAAAUUAAGGAUCCCUUCUAGUGGGUUGAGCCGUUGAGGUAAUAAUUAACUUUUUCGAUCUCUAAAUUAUGCUCAUACUUAAAAGUGCCAAAUUAAGGGUUUUUUUUUUAUAUUUUAUUUUUAUAUGAAGAUACAUACCACCAUUAUAUUUUUUUUUUAUAUUUUUUUUUUCAUAGAAAGUUAGUCAAUGAACAUGAAGAUUUAAUGAAUGAAGAUUAUAGUUAUUAGUUAGUUGUCUUAUGCACAAUUCACACGCGCAUAAUUAAAUUAGCUAUAAAAUUUGAAAACAUCGUGUGAAAAUUCCGCACUCUUAUAAUUUUUUUUGCGCGUGUGAAACUUAAGGGCCUCACAUUUGAAAGUUUGCCUAAGGCCUCUCAAAAUAUUUGGAAUCUCAGGGCCGGCCCUGCAGCCUCUCUCUGUAUGAUAUUAUAUAUAUAUAUGUACACACUACAAAUACCGUCGCCCGUCGCCACCGCCACCACAUCAUCAUCACCCCUCAGCCACCGCCGCCACUGCCUCAUCAUCACACCUCGGCUUCCCCCGCCGCCGCCGCCAUAUCAUCAUCACACCUGAGCCGUCGGGGUUCACCCUUCACGCGCAUCAUCAUCACACCAGAUAUUUGGUGGAAUUCUUCAGCCAAGAGAUUGGAAUCAACAUUUUAUUUUUGGAACUUCUGCAAUUGGAUUUAGGAAGUGAAGGUGAAGCUGUCUUCUCGCUGAACAAUAUGAAAAACCUCUUCUGCAAAAGAUAGUCAUAUACGAAGGUGAAGAAAUUAUCGAAUUUUGAAGUGGAAGAGUACAAAUUGGGUAGUAGCAGAAAGUGAAAAUCGUUUACUGACAUGGAAACCAGCAAAGAAGAUGACCAUUUUUUUCUCGAUCGUACUUCUCGAGCUACGAGAGGGAAAAGGAUGACUAAGUUGCUUGAUGACGAGAUUGAAGAGGAUGAGAUGUUCUGGAAUCAGGAGGCUUUAAAAGAGGAAGAGGAUGAUGUAAACUAUGAAGAAGAAACAGAGGUUGCUGAUGUUUUUGACAGUGACUUUGAUGAAGAUGAACCUGAACCUGAUGAAGAAGUAGAAAACGAAGCAGAUGACAGGAUACGGACAAAGAAGCGACUAAUAUUUCCAGGAAAGCAAUUGCCGAAGAAAAAAAAGAAAAAGAAGGACCUUUCGAAACUAGAAAAAGACCCCCAGGAUGAAAAAACUGACGAUCAAUCUACCCUCCCUAAACAUGAUGAUGUUCCUGAUGAUUUAGAAGUAGAGAGAAUUGUUAGGAAAUCCACAAGAACUUCUGUCAUUGUUAAGCAGGCUGAAAGAGAUGCAAUACGUGCAGCAUUGCAAGCAACAAUGAAGCCUAUAAAAAGGAGAAAGGAAGGCGAAGAAAAGAGGAUGACUCAAGAAGAGAUGCUUCUUGAAGCAGCUCAAACAGAAAUUAUGAACUUGAGGAACUUGGAGCGGGUGUUAGCAAGGGAGGAAGAAGUUAAGAAAAGAGCAAUUGUGCAUAAAGCAGUUUAUAGUGGCCCUCAGAUUCGAUAUCUUUCUAGAGAUGGUCAUUCGUGUAUAGAAUUCACUGGAGGAUCGUCUUUCCAAUCAGAGAUUUCCACAACUUCAGCUCCAUACCCGCAGAAGGCUGUCUGUGCAGUUACUGGGUUGCCUGCGAAGUACCGUGAUCCAAAGACAGGGCUUCCUUAUGCAACGAAAGAAGCCUUCAGAAUUAUUCGUGAGCGGUUUUUGGAUGAGAAUAAUAGGAUUAGAGAGAAAAACAGCACGGGGACUCUAUCUGAUUUAAUUUCUGGGGAAGGAUUUGCUGCAAAACGGAAGAGAACAGUGAUUCCAAAUAGUAGGGAAACAUCAUAUUUCCGAUCUUCUGCUCGUUUCCGUAAAAUUCCAGAUCCUGAAAGCCAGGAUUCAGAAUAGCUACGUUAGUACCAAGUUUCUUUUGUAUUAAUAUCUACAUGUAACUAUAUUUUCUGGUAGUUCCUCUUUUGAUUAGGCUUGAAAAUUUCAACGAAGAGUAUUCUCUCAAUCGAUCGUGUAAGAGUGAAAUGUGAACUUCAUGGUAGCAGAAAUGGACCCUUUUAAGUUGUAUGUAUAUUGUUCUAUGCAUAAUGCAUUGAUGUGUUAAUUGUUGUA